CCAAACCCUCUUUGAUCGUGAACCUACUGUCGUCUGCCAAAUCGCCAUUCACGAGGGUACAUCCCUUCUUUUCUGCCUUUCUCGUCUGUGUUUAGUUUAAAUUCCGAAGAGCAUAGAGUCAACAUGGUGAACAUAACCGAGAAGAUCAAGGAGAUCGAGGAGGAGAUGAGGAGGACGCAGAAGAAUAAGGCCACCGAAUACCAUCUUGGACUUCUAAAAGGAAAGCUCGCCCGUCUGCGUGCCCAGCUCCUCGAGCCCGCGCCCGGCGCCGGAGGAGGCGGCGGCUCAGGUUUCGACGUCUCGAAAUCCGGGGAUGCACGAAUUGCGCUGGUGGGAUUCCCCUCGGUCGGAAAAUCGACCUUCCUGUCCAAGAUCACAAAGACCAAGUCCGAGGUCGCGGCGUACGCUUUCACGACGCUGACGGCGAUUCCCGGUGUGCUCGAGUACGGCGGCGCGGAGAUCCAGAUUCUCGACUUGCCUGGUAUCAUUGAGGGUGCUGCGGAGGGUAAGGGACGAGGUAGGCAGGUCAUUUCGGCGGCGAAGACGAGCGAUAUGAUUCUCAUGGUGCUGGACGCGACGAAGAAGGCCGAGCAGCGGAGGUUGCUGGAGCAAGAGUUGGAGGCCGUCGGCAUCAGAUUGAACAGAGAACCACCCAACAUCUACCUCAAAGCCAAAAAGGCCGGCGGGAUGAAGAUAACCUUCCAAUCGCCGCCGAAAAACCUCGACGAGAAGAUGCUGUACAACAUCCUGCGCGACUGCAAGAUCCUCAACUGCGAGGUCCUCGUGCGCGACGAAAACGCUACCGUCGACGACUUCAUCGACACCAUCAUGAAGGACCACCGCAAGUACAUCAAGUGCCUGUACGUGUACAACAAGAUCGACAGCAUCUCGCUCGAGCACCUCGACAGCCUCGCCCGCGAGCCCCACACCGCCAUCAUGUCCUGCGAGCUCGACCUCGGCAUCCAGGACGUCGUGGAGCGGUGCUGGGACGAGCUGCGGCUAAUUAGGAUUUAUACGAAGAGGAAGGGGAUUGAGCCGGAUUUCAGUGAGGCGUUGAUCGUGAGGAACGGGAGCACGAUUGAGGAUGUGUGUGAUCAGGUGCAUAGGACGUUGAAGGAUACGUUUAAGUAUGCGCUCGUAUGGGGCGCCAGUGCGAGACAUGUGCCGCAGAGGGUUGGGCUCGGGCAUGUGGUGGCGGAUGAGGAUGUCGUUAGUAUUGUGGCGAAAUAGGGACGGAGGGUUGGAAAAGAAAUAGAUGAGAUGAUGAAUACCACGCUUUCGCUAUGACAGAU
Messenger RNA from Aaosphaeria arxii CBS 175.79, 1292 nucleotides. RefSeq names its product GTP-binding protein. The record is from RefSeq and is a predicted model, not a curated record. Gene Ontology annotation, cellular component: cytoplasm. The transcript has 6 exons. NCBI's taxonomy places the organism in Eukaryota, Fungi, Ascomycota, Dothideomycetes, Pleosporales. Gene Ontology annotation, molecular function: GTP binding; GTPase activity. The coding region runs from base 124 to 1230 and encodes 368 amino acids. Gene Ontology annotation, biological process: cytoplasmic translation.